UCUCUCUCUCUCUCCUGAUCGUCACCAGAGGGAGAUUGUGAUACGGAAAGAAUUAAUGGUGAAGUUCUCUAAAGAGCUUGAAGCCCAACUCAUUCCUGAAUGGAAAGAUGCCUUUGUGAAUUAUUGGCAGCUCAAGAAACAUGUUAAGAAGGUUAAACUAUCAAGGAUAUCAAAGCUUUCACAAACGACUUGCAGUCAAGAUUAUGGCAUAUCAAUAUUCGACCCUGUUCGCUCUUUGUUUCGUCGUCUUACAUCUAAUGCAACCAAUCAACAACCUGAUCAGAUUCUUCAGGUGAAAAACACGCUUUCCGAACAAGGUGACGAAAUGUCAGAAAAAGAUGAAGAUGAAGAUGAUGAAACUGAACUCGUUGAACAUUUGAACUCUGAGGAAGACGAGGUGAAAGUGUUCUUUGAGAAAUUGGAUGAGGAAUUGGAAAAGGUGAACCAGUUUUAUACCAACAAAGAAAGCGAAUUCCUUGAGAGAGGAGAAAUGUUGAAUAAACAGCUCCAAAUCUUGUUGGACCUCCAGCAAGUUCUUGGUUCCCGGAGAAAAUCUUCAGGCCGGUUUAAAUUCGCACGAUCCCCAAGCUCCACCGGACUCCUCAGCUCUUACUCGUCUGGCCCCACCUCUGACUCCGAAACACCCACUGAGUUUGCUGAAAGCCGUGGAGAGGGGACACAGACAAAUGAUGUGAUUUCCGCUCUAGAAAAAAAUGGUAUCAACCUACUUGGUGCAGCAACUAGAGGAAAAACUAAAAAGGGAAAGCCUAAAAUGGCCAUGCGAAUUGAUAUUCCAGCAACUACGCCUACAAGAACCAUAACAGCAGUUACAUCUAUGCUUUGGGAAGAUCUAGUAAACAAUCCUAAGAAAGAAGGUGGACCAAGUGAUUACAUCAAUCGCAAGAAGAUCCAAUGCGCGGAAAAAAUGAUUAGAGGAGCUUUUGUGGAACUUUAUAGAGGCCUUGGUCUAUUAAAAACGUAUAGCUCUCUAAAUAUGGUGGCAUUUGUAAAAAUACUGAAGAAAUUUGACAAGGUUUCUAAUCAACAGUCUUCAGCAACUUAUUUAAAAGCUGUCAAAAGAUCUUAUUUCGUUAGUUCGGAUAAGGUGGUAAAAUUAACGGAUGAGGUGGAAUCUUCUUUCACUAAGCACUUUGCCAAGGAUGACAGAAAAAAGGCCAUGAAAUUUUUGAAGCCUCGCCAACAAAAAAGCUCUCACAUGGUCACUUUCUUUGUUGGACUCUUUACGGGUAGUUUUGUAACCUUAUUCUGUGUAUAUGCAAUAUUGGCACAUAUUAGUGGCAUGUUCUCCCGUGGUACAGAAACCGACUAUGUUGAAACUAUAUAUCCUGUUUUCAGCAUGUUUGCAUUGUUGAGCUUGCAUUUGUUUAUGUAUGGGUGCAACCUUUUCACAUGGAAAGCUACAAGGAUUAAUUACAACUUCAUAUUCGAAUUCCAAGCUGGUACAACACUCAAGUAUAAAGAUGCAUUUCUUAUUUGCACAUGUAUGAUGACAACUGUGGUUUCUGCCAUGGUACUACAUCUCAUUUUGAUUUCAAAUGGAUUUUCUCCUACUGAAAUUGACGCCAUUCCGGGCAUUCUUUUCUUGAUUUUCAUUGGGUUGCUUGUAUGUCCAUUGAACAUCUUCUACCUUCCAACUCGCUAUUGUUUCCUUAGAGUCAUUCGCAACAUAAUAUGCUCUCCUUUGUACAAGGUUCUGAUGAUGGAUUUCUUCAUGGCAGAUCAACUUACUAGUCAGAUCCCAUUAUUGAGGCACAUGGAAUCAACAGCGUGUUACUUCCUUGCCGGAAGUUUUAAAACACAUCAUUAUCAUACUUGUAAAUCAGGGAAGUUAUAUCGAGAGCUUGCUUAUGUAAUCUCUUUUGCUCCAUACUACUGGCGUGCUAUGCAGUGUGCGAGGAGAUGGUUUGAUGAGUGUGAUGUUAACCACUUGGCUAACUUGGGUAAGUAUGUGUCAGCCAUGAUAGCAGCUGGAGCACGGUUAACUUAUGCAAGACAGGAAACACAAUUUUGGUUGAUAAUCGUUUUGGUGACUUCCUUGUUUGCCACCGUAUACCAACUAUAUUGGGACUUUGUGAAGGACUGGGGACUUCUUAAUUCCAAGUCAAAAAACAUAUGGCUUAGAGAUGAACUUGUUCUUAAGAAUAAAGGGUUCUACUACAUAGCCAUUGCUUUGAAUUUUGUUCUAAGGGUUGCUUGGUUGGAAACAGUGCUACAAUUUAAAGUUGGAUUGUUUGAAUCACGCUUGCUUGAGUUUUCUCUUGCUUCUUUAGAAGUGAUUCGUCGUGGGCAUUGGAAUUACUAUAGGUUGGAAAAUGAGCACUUGAAUAAUGUUGGCAAGUUUAGAGCAGUGAAAAAUGUUCCUUUACCAUUUCGUGAGACAGAUUCUGAUGGUUGAGAACAUUGGUUUAUGUCCAUGUACAACUUCUCCUAUCAAGUGUACCUAAAGGGCAAAACUAGAUAUGGUGGGGGUGUCAAAUUCUGUUCUAUAGUGUCAUGGAUGGUAUGGUUGAGACAAUGUGAAUCAGAGUCAUCAAAAAUCAUAUCGAAGUAACUACGGUAGCAUGUCGUAAGGCUAUCAAUAUGAUAUGAUGAAGCAUCAAGCAGGAAAAACUGUUUUAACCGCUCUAUUGUAUCAAUCAUUAUAAUUUCACCUUUGACUAAUCUUCAUUUUUCAAGACAUUAAAUCUCGUUUGUGAAUGAAUAAAACUUACAAGAUAUUCUCGCAUUGCAUUCAA
Messenger RNA from Lactuca virosa, 2756 nucleotides. NCBI's taxonomy places the organism in Eukaryota, Viridiplantae, Streptophyta, Magnoliopsida, Asterales, Asteraceae. The record is from the annotation of a GenBank genome assembly.